GAACGACGACCGAGAGAAGCUGGGCCUUGUUGUACCCAGCACUUUCAAAAUGGCGGGUUUUUAGCAAUACGGAAACCGUUCCGUUCCUUGUUUGCUUCUCGAUUUUCUUGUGUAAUGUUUGAUUUUGUUGUCUGUAAUGGGAUUCCAGCUCGUAUAAAAGUUUCCAAAGAGGAUGGAGGGAUCUGAACUUCGUCAAAUACGCGUUGUAAACAACGACAUUUCUUUUGGAAAAACCCAGGAAGAUGAAGAGACGGUACACAAAACUAAUUAAAGCUUGUCAAGUUUGCUUUCAAUUGUGACAGGCUUAAAAUUAUAAACACCUUUCGUGCUUUUGAGAACCAGUACUAGUGUCUUUCGAGAUCAAACUUCAAAAAAUAUUUUGCAGUUAAUUUAAAAACUGUUGCACUGGCUACCUGCGGGUUUAAUAAUAGGUUUAAUACCACAGUGGAUGGAUGACUUCUUGCUUUUUUGUUGUUUUUUUUUAGCAUUUUGUGUUCGAUGUUUUUAUAUGAAGUGUGUGUUGUUAGCCAUGGGGUGGUUUUGUAACUGUACUUGUGUUAAGUUGGGGAGAGUGGGUUUUGCAUUAUGAGUAAGGUGAAAUGUAUGUACUGUUGCUGUGGUUAAUUUUUUUUACCUUGAUGCAAAUGUUUCUUCCUUUGUAUUUGGGUAUGGUUAUGUACAUUGUACAGAAUAACAUGUAAUUUAAAAUACAGAAUAAUCAAUAAAAUAGAAACACAUGAUAGAGUUGUGUAUAGGUAUCUUUGAUCUGUUUACCACUCAAUUAUUUGCUGAAGUUCCUUUUUCUUGUAUUAUUGUUAACAGCUGCAGUUACAUGACUUGCACUAUACAGGGGAUUCGACCUUCCUUCCAGGACCCUGUCAGCACAACAAAAAAUUUGCGUGUGUUUUUCUUCCGUGUGCUGUGCCACUGUUUUACAUUGGAGGAGAAUUGUAUGUAUAUUUAUCUAAAUAUUUUGACACUAGUACUAAGUCCCAAGGAGGGGAGGGGGGGGGGGUAACCCCCAUAAGCUUUAUAUUAAAAAUGUCUUCUUAGCACAUUAGUUUAUAAGAUAGGUUUUAAAAUGUUAUUCUUGUUGUUUACAGGUUGUUUGGAUCAGCAGUUUUUUGUCUUCUGAUAACAUAUCUCGUAGACAACACCUCGAAGAGUAAACAAAGGUACAUGAUAUAUAAGAACAGCAGAACUUUUUUUACGGUUAUAUUCACUUGUCUUACAAGGCACAUUAUGCUUGAUUAUCCAUGUUUAAUACAAAUUAUGUGAUAAAAAAGAAACCAAUUAGACUAGAGUAGCAUGCAAGUACACUAAAUAUAAUAAUUAUUAUUAUUAACUAAAGAGUUGCUUUAUCGUGUCACAAUGAUUUUUAGAGUAAACAAAGACUCAAUUCCAACGAUAGAAAAACUUACCCUCAUUAUACACAAGCUUUCGAUUCGAUCGCAGAAUAAUUAUGCAUGCUAAUAAUCAUUCACUAAUAAAUUAAAUAUUCAGAUCAAAUUUGUUUUUGUAUUUUACUGUACGUUUAAAAUUGGCCUUGUUUUUAAAAAGCCAACUAUAGUUGUCUCCUGCCAGCUGGGGUUUUUAUCCUGUUAUGUUUUGAUUAAUAUUUUGUAUCACCUGUCUCAAACUAUUUAAGUGAAGAGCCUGAAGGCAAAGCUCUUUUUUUACAUUUCAAACAAAGCCAUAGUCCUGUUUACUUUAAGCUCAAUUUUUACUGUCUAUUGUAAUUUAGGUAAAAAAAAAAAUCAUGAAAAUUUAUAAUUAUAUUGCCUUUUUAUUUUCAGUUCUCUGGUUGCCUAUGUUCUUUCAGUGCUAAUUUUCCAGUUAACGUCUGUGUAUUGUCUUGUUCCAUUUCUUUGGUAAGUUUGAUAGCCACUUGUACAGGUUGCCAGUAUUUAGUCUUGCAUGCAUGCAAAAAGUUUUGUACAGAAUGAUUCAUUUAAAAAUUGUUUGUGUUACAUAAAAUUAAACAAAAAAAUCAGAAAUUAUUAAAUAUUAUUUUCUCUGGUUUGUCUCAGGAAAUCGGUGUUUAAUCUGGGUCUCAUAUUUAUUUACAAUGUAUUUAUUGUGCUGUCAGGUAAGAUUGAAUUUUCUUUUUUAUGAACUUUUGCAGAUUUAUUUAUUUUUAAGUAAUUACACUGUAUUAAUACACUCUCUUUAUAAACAUGACAUAAUAUUGCCUCCAGUUGAACAUUAAGAAAUCUAAUCAUAGAAGAGUAUGACUGCUUAAUUUUUAAAGACUACAACCACAUUAUACUGUCUUAUAGGUGGGGUUGGUUUUCUUCAGUUCAAGCAAUUACAGAGUGAAGAGCCUGAAUUUGUUAAGGUAUAAGAGCAAAUUCUUUUGGAGUAUGUAAUGUGAAGUAUGGAGUAUACAUAUGUACCAUGUGGCACAAGAUCUGCGGGUUCUAAUUUUUGUGAUUUUUCCAGCAAUCCGCAAAAAUAAGUUCCUGCAAAUAACAAUUACCGCAAACAUUUUUCACUCAAAAAUUUACUCCAGAGUAAAUAUUCUCUAACUUGAAUUCGCUACACAAAAAUACAGUACUAAGAAAUUGUGUCUGUUCAAUUACAACUUUUACUUGCCUCUUUCAUUCAGAAAGAAGACGGUAUACAAUGAAUGACUGGUUUUACAUAGGGUACGCAUGCCGUAGUACUAUUUCUAUUGUACGUACGCAACAAAAACAAAAAUAUUAUCAAUGCUGGGUACUGGGUACUUUCUGAAUAUCGCAAAAAUUAAUUCCCAUCGCGAAAAACCAAUCUGUCCUAAUCUCAAAAAUUAGUUCCCGCAAAAAACAAAAAAUCGCCAAUCCACAAGAAUAAACUCCCACAAAAAUUUCAUGGCAUACGGUAUAGGCAGACACCCACAGGACACCUCUGCUGGCUUAAGCCAUUUGUCCACUAAAUACAGGGUGUCUGCUUAAUACUGGUCUUGCUGUAAAAAGGUAUAAAUCAAUUUAUCUGUGAGAUCUAAGGUUUUAAUUUUCUAGAUCCAUAUUGCAAAACAUAAAAGGAACCUAUUCUACAGAAACAGGGGCAAACUACUUGUUCUCUCAAGACAUUUUGACAUCAUUUUGUAUUUUUCACAUCACCAACACUUCCCUGGUCAUGUAACAGUCGACUGAUCAACACUGUCAAAUUCUUAUUUAUAUGUACACUGUUAUUUUCUUUUCAUUCAGAACAUGGAAUAUGUCCUAUAUAUUAGUUAUCCAAUCGUUGGCCAGUUGACCUUGACUGCAGUGGCAGGAAAUGUUUUCAGCUGGGCUGUGUCUCCUUUCUUUUGUAUUUUAUUUGGGUAUGUACCAGUCUAAAUUAUAUGUAAAACGAAGUAUAAUUAUCACAUAUAGCGCUGUUUAGAUGAACAGGAAGGAAUUUUUAUCUGAAGUGAUUUUAAAGUACUUCUAAAAGCAAAGAAAAUUAAAAGUCAAGCUAGCUGGAAACUUUUUGGAAUGAUCAAAACGUAUUUGAAUCACAACCUACAUUCAAUAAUAUGCCUUUUUUUUUUUAAUUUUUCAGAUUUCUUUUUCUUCAAAUUUUUUAUCCACCAAGUAAAUCAUCCUUUUCCUACCAGAGAUUUGUUCAUAGAGCAGGGGAAGAAAGACCUCCUGAAAGUAAGGAUAAUGACUGAUUAAAUUUGCACACAUCACAUGCUGAUGUCAUUAUUCUCUAAAUAUAUCCUGAAUACACUCUAAAGAGCCUCAGAGGUUAAUAAUAAGAAGAAUGUCUAAUGGGUAUUCAAGGAGGGAGUGGCUUCAAGUCCCUUUAAGGAAUCAAUUAAUAUCAUUGUCUUAAUUACCUCGGUGCCAUCUUCACAACACUACAGAUAAAAGUAAAUAAUAAUGUUCCUCUUACUGACAUAGAUUUUUACUUUGUUUACUUUUAGGUUUUAUUCUCAGCAGUCUCGAAAAGACACUAUUACUUUUCAGCCUAAUUUCUGUGCCUGGUUCUAUGUUUAUUGUUAUCAAUUUUUUGGAUCUCAUUCAUUUUACUACUUGGGUAGGUACUUUGUAUGCAUAGUUUGCUGAUAGUGCUAGAGUUUUAAUUGCUUUUCACUACUGCUAGAAAUCAUUUACUCUUGAAUUGGGCCUUUUAAUAAGCCUUUGAAAACAGUCAACAUUUUGUGAUGCCACCAAUGGUUGCCCCACAAGUGACAUCUGAGGAAUGAAUGUACAAAUUCCUUACUGAUGAUACCACCAAGGUACAGGUGCUAGGUAUAAGUGCUUCUCAUUAGAUAAAGCAAGUUUUCAACAGUUUAAAACUUAGUAAUUAGUAUAAUUAUUAUACUAAUCAGAACCACUACCCAGAUCUGGGUCAUGAUGUGCCAUCAGUAUGGAAUUUCUUUUGCUGGUUCUUUAGUUAUAUUUUGUGGGAAAAGUAAUGGUGAAGUUGCAAUUUGUCGGUUGUUUAAUUAGGCUACCUGAUUUAAAAAUUGUUAAGACUCAAUAGUUCACCAGUUAUUUGAUGUCCUAACAGGUGAAACUACUGUUAUGUGGCAUUCUUCCUGUCUUUCUUUGUACAUGUCUGGACAUCAAAGAAGAGAUGGAAUUCUUAGGUGAGUUCAAUAUUAUUAGUCUCCUGUGUAACCUUCUUUGUGUUUUAAGUUGUGCAAAACUGCAGCUCUUCUUGCUUGGUACAGAGAAUUGCUGGGUUACUAGGUGACCUUUAUUGCGGACUGAGCAAACAGUGUAUAGAUGAAGGUGCUUAAGGUUGUUUCUAUGUACAGCUAACUAAAUGUAAAUAAAAUUAUCAUAUUUUACUUUUUCUUUUUUGAUUAAGGCAUUGAAGAAUGUUGAUCAAAAUUUUACAAUCACUUUUCAAACAGUUAUGAUUUGAUAUUUUUUACUUUGACUUUCCCCAGAAUUAUCCAAAGAUAAUGUAGCUAAAGUAAAAUUAGGAUGUGGCCUGGGAAGUAUGGUAAGAAACAGUCUGUUUGGCUUUUUUAAUAUACAAACAUACUGCAUUCAAGUUGAAAACUGAAGUUGCAUUAUUUUGAAUGGAACUUUUGAGUAUCUCAGUCUGUUAAACUGAUACAGUUUAAACUUGUACCAGUACUGUAUAUAUUCUCUUUUUGCCCUUAUAUCUGUGUACAUGUAUAGACAUCGUGCAGUGUUUCACCUACUAUUCAGUGUUUUUCCUUCAUCCCAAGAGCGUAAAAUGUUUUAUAAUCACUGCUGCAGCAGCAAUAUACCACUCUCACUCAACCUCUUGUGUUGGUCUGUUUCAUAACUUUCAGAUCCUGUUGAGUGUCAUAUUAAUGUUGUCUGGCUCUGUUGGUGUGCAAACGUUCCCACUUAUGAUCGGGAACAUGACUUGUGGGGUACUUAUUUGGAUCAUAAAUAGUCGAGAAAAGUGGAAGGUAUGUUCUCCUUUCCGGUAGUUUCAAAACUGUUUUGGUUGUGCACAUCAUAGGUCAGUAAGAGAAAACAGGCUUCUAGUAUUAUUGUCUUCAUUGUACUAUUCUUUUAAGAGAGAAGCAAGUGUUUGACCUGAGAAAUACAUGGAGCUUCAGAUCAUAAAAUAUUAUACUCAAGUAUCUUGAGGCCUGUUUAUUCGUAUAUGACUAUGUUUGUUCAUAGUUUUCACUUCAAGGUCCUUAACAUUUCCAUGAUUAUAAUACUGCAUGAGAAAUUUCUGCAAUUAGAUUGGCUUAGAGGAGUGGUAUUUCAGCUUAAUUUGAAAUACCUACAUGUGAAAAUUACUUGUAAACCUUUUGCUGGUAGUAGUAUAAACAAUUAAUAGCAUGAUUUGUAGUGAUAUUUGGCAUAAAUACCACUCGUGAUAUUUCAAAAUUGUCUCAAAUUUCACUCGCCUAAUGGCUCGUGAAAUUACAUAUAACAAUUUUGAAAUACCACUCGUGGUAUUUAUGCCAAAGAUCACUACAAAUCAUGCUAUUACCUAUACAGAUACUCUUCACUGCUGAAGUAACCCAGCUUAUAAUGCAUGGUAUGCAUUUAUUGCAUAUUAUUUAUUUUUUUACAAACAUUCUGCCAAUGGCUGACAUUUCCUGACACAUGACAUUCUGUAUUGCAGGUUUACCAGUUUAUGCCAUAUGUAGGGCUCAUUAUUCUGACCUCCCUUGGACUGUUUACAAUGCCAUGGUCACUUUUGUAUCCUUAAUGACCUGCAUCAUUAAAAUCUUUGGUAGAUAAUAAAUUAGACAAAAUUCAAUUGAAUGCUAGUGGUGUUAGUAUUUUGCUAAGGGCCCCAUGAACUUUUUCAUUUAAAAUGUGAGGCCUUGGCCUGAAGAGUGAUUGAGGCUUGUAUAUUUUUAUGUUUUGUGUCUUUAGUGUUAAAUUUUCUGACAAGCAAUUUAUUUCCCCUCAUUCUUAAAGGGAAGUCCUCCUGCUGCCUGCUGGGGCAAUCCAUUAGUUUUUACAGCUAAUAACCUUUGGUUUUUGUUGUUGUUGUUGUUGUUGUUUUUAUAGGAUCUUUUUCAUUUUUGUUUUUUUCCAUCUGAACGGCACAGGAAAAACCCAUUUUUAUUUUGAUGGGUGUCUGUUUUAGCGUGCCUAUUUUCAGUUUUCCUUUCAAAAAAAUUUACAACAGGCUUUUCAAGUCUCUGUUGACUGUAGUGAUCAGGAAAUCAGCCUUUCGUAGGGCUGCCUGUGCAAUCAAGUGGGAAGUGGAGUGUCCAAUAUUAUGUCUUUUUUUUAAAUCCUCAGUGCUAUCUGUGAUUUAAGGCCCUUGACAUAUACAUCAGUCAUCCAUUCCAUUUCUUCUCUCUACCAUUGUGGGGAGUAAAUGUGCUUCUUUGCUUUGUUAGUUGUCUUUCAGUGUUAUGUGUUUUUGUUGCUUCUAGUGGAGCUUAUACUGAAUGGUUAAACCCUCUUUUGGUGAUUCACUCAUCAGGUAAGGCACUCCUCAACCUUAUCAUAAGAUUUUUUGUUGUCUUAUAUAAUUUUUAAAAAGAUAGCACCUUACUGACAGAUUACUGACAAAUCACCAACAGUUGGGUAAUAGCUAAGAAAUGCAUUAAGGGAGGAUCGAAGCUCAGUAGAUGACUGACCGUUCACCAACUUAGAAUGAAAAUGAUGUGUGUGUUGGCUGGCCAACUGUUGUUCAACUGUCAGUGAACUGUCAGUAGACAGUCAGUUGUGUGGCAUUGCUCUUCACAAUUAUCUCUUAAUUGCAGGUUUUGUAUUGUCUGAAAAUAUUCUUGCAACAGAGAAGCUCUAUCCGAGUUACUUUUUAUUGGGAACUAUGCUUUUUGCUGGUUACAUCUCUGAAAGGUACUGCACAUUGUAUGACUGUAAAAUACUCUGAUUGUCUUUAGGUCUGAGAACAAGUAUGUGUGUUUGCAUAAAAAAUGAAAAAGAUUCUUGCUCCUCUUAUGGAAGAUUGCCGUGACUUUAAGGAGCGAUUGAUUUGUAAACUGUGCCAAACAUGUAAGGGAAGCUAAAUCUGGAUGAUUCAUGGGUGGGAAGGUGGGGGAAAGUUAACACCUUCAGUAGUAAAGGACACUGGGGUUCUUCCUGAAAAAAAAAAAAACAAUCUUAUUAUUGGUAGAUGGACAUUAUAAACCAACCUACAUGUUUACAUAGCUGUCACAAAGCUUUUACUGCUGUAAGAGAAAGGGAGAGAGACAUUCAUUUUGCAGUGGGUGUAAUUAGCAGGUGCCCAGGUGUGUUUUCAAAGGUUCUUUAGCAUAAACCCUGUCUUCUUAUCAUAUCACAUUCAGUUACGUCUGCAUCAUUAUGUGUAAAGUAAUAUAGUUUAUCGCAAGUAUGAUUGCAGACCAGAUUAGAUGACACAAAGUUGUGCUACCCGUAUUAAUCAUAACUAUAACAAAUUUGCAUGUGCGUGUGUGCUGUGCAAUAUUACUUAGGCAUGACGCACACUGUUCCAUGGCGCUGUCUUGUUAAUGCUGAAAACAGGGCUGCUGAUAGCCAAUCAGAUUUGAGAAUUUUUUAAAGUUAUGAUCAAACCCAGUAUACAUUAUAAUAAUCUAAUUUACAGGCUUCACAGUGUUGGCAAGCUGAACUUACAGUCCAUGUUACUCUGUAUUGCUAUCCAUGGUUCCAAGGUACCCCUGUGUCUCUCAAUGGUCCUUCCCUACUCUCCAGUAGCCGCCUCUGUAUUGCUUCCCAGUCUGUUCCUGAUUUCACCUUCACUUCUGAUGUUUCUCUUUACGUUUGCUGUGAGCAAAGUUAUUGAGGCACCAAGAGAUAUGACUUUGAAUGAGGUAAAUUUUAUCCUGUGUCACAGAGUGGUGUUUUACUGAUUGACAUGAAGCUUUAAGGUGAAGACAGUUUUAAAAGAAUGGGAUUUAUGCCCCUCCCUCCUUCCACCCAAGUUCCACUCCUAUCUUCUGUGCUACUAACGAUGCCAAUGAAUUGCACCUUUGCAGUCAACAGUCAUUGCUUGGAAUCCAUUGUACAAUUGCUGGAGUUUAUGAAAACAUUAAGAAAAAAAGCAAAGUAGAAAGGGCUUAACAAUAGUUUGGAGUAGUUUUUGUUUUGUUGUUUUGUCUUGCGAGAAAAAUGUCUCACAUUAAUACCAUAGCUGUCACUAUGAUUCCAAGUUGUUAGGUACCGGGGUAUAUGCAGUUUUAUUGAUUAGUGCUGCAUUGAACAGCUAGGAAAUUCUUUUUUGUUCUUUUUUCCUUUUGCUUCCUAUAUAAGAAGCAGGAGGUCAUGCUUAAAGGGAAAUCCCCAGCCCCCAGUCCUUAGAGAACUGCCCUAUAUAAAUACAUAAUAUUGGAGGUAUAUUGAAUUAAUUAUUUCAUUCUCUCGUGUUGAAAUCAAUAUUUCACUGCGGGCUUUCAGGAUUUAUCGCUUCAAUACUUGUCCAUUUUUACAUGUUAAUUCUCGAUUUCUUGUUCUUGGGAGGAGACAAUACCCAGGUUAUUUUAAUACGUAAAAAAUGUGCAAUCUAUCACACUCUUAGAUGAGAAGAAAAAAAAUUACAAGUGUCAUUAUAGUGUGAAGAAGUCGCAAUAAUUAAGUGUAUCAUUUUCCUUCUUGUCUCCGCCAGGGCUUAAAGCUCUGCAUAGUUUCAGGAAUUGCUACAAUUUUUGCCUACGAUGUCUUAAUCCUCCCACUGUGGUUCAUGAUGACCCAUAGAAUUCCUUCACUUCCUGAUGUAUUUGGUAAGUUUUGUUACGGUGCGAAAUUGGAAGUUUAAAAACUGUAGGAUAUAAUGAUCUAAAAGGAAAUAAAUUUUGCUCUCGUUUAUACCAUCAUUUGUAGAGACAUGUCUGAAAGGAAUGGUAAACCAUUAAGUUUUGUUCACUAAAAUUACAGUUAUUUUUUCCUUAAAGUUACCUUUCUGGACUGAACAGCUAAAUAAGAGCCAUAGUAAUUUAUUAUUUCUAUUUUCCUUCUUUUCUUCUUUUACUCUAUUUUACGCGCAUUUAGGCGAUGCCUUUGUCGGUAAAAUAUUGGGGUUUUGUCCUGAAAACUGUACGCGAUACCAAAAUCUACAGUUUACAUACCCCAAACGAGACGACGAACAUUCCCGCAGUAAUGUGUGGUGCUCAUUAUUUUGUUUAUCUAACAUGAAUGUUCUCAUGAAUUUUCUUUCAGCUGCAGUUCUGUUCAUCUGGGGAACUUUGUGCCUCAAACUGUCUCAUGUGCACUUCUCACAUAAUCUUUUCCUAAAGAGACUCAAUGUGCUUGUCCUUUGUACCAGUGUUUUGUUGGAGAUUCUUCAACCAGACUUAAACAUUUACAAGGUGCGUGUACCAUUUUCUCUUCUUUAAUCGGAAAACCUUCUUCUUUUAAUAUCAAAAGUUGGUUUGCAAACUAACGUUUACAAGUAGAAGAUUAUCAUCUUAGGUACAUGUAAGAUCCCUUGAUAUUUAUACAAAUUUUGCUGUUAGUGAUAAAGAGUAUUUCCAAUCAACCGAUUUUUUGAGGGAGAACAGGGGAUAAGAGCCCGGAGAGUAUAUGGUGCGGGAGGGGUCCUGGAGGCUCAAAAGGAAUGAGCGGGAGGUUGAAGCUCUAAAAGGGCGGGAGGUGGGAGAAAUAGGGGGAAAUUGUAAAACAAUGCUAAACGUAGGAAGCCAAGAGAAAAAGGGUGGGAGUCGGGAGUGUUUAUGGGAGUAGGGAGGCUUAGACCCCCCUGUCCCCUCAAGACGAGCAAAAGGAAAAUCGAAGUUAGAGAAGCAACCAGAACAAAUACUUUGCAGUUGAAAUUAUAAAACAACUUUCAAGGGAAAACGUUAGGAUGUUGCACUUUUACGUAGUUGGUGAAUGCAAAGUGUAAAGUGAGGGAGAAUUUUGACUUGUGUAUUUGCUUUACUUCUUAGGUGCUGGAAGCACUGUUUGUGUAUCUGGUGUGUUUAGUCUAUCCUCCAGCAUUUACUAUUGAAAAUACGUUGCUUUCAGAGUAAGUUUUUCUGAAUGUUAUCAUUAUGAUAAAGCCAUUUGUCCUUAUUUCUUGACUUUUCUUUUUGCUUUGUUUGUUUUUAGAUCUAUUGUUCUUUCCUGGUUUAUUCUCAUUGCACUAACAGUGUUGAUAGCAGUACUUACAAAGGUGAUUACCUUGGAACAGUUGUCAUGGUCACAGAGAGUCGUUCUUGCUUCUGUGAUUGGUGUAGUUCCUGGACUCAAAAGUUCUGCGUUGGUGAGUGUAAAAAUUCUCAUCUUAAUCAAGCUUCUACACAACACUUCAUUUAAGCGAUUUGUUUACAUUACUUUGGUUAAC
Porites evermanni is the source of this 10656-nucleotide messenger RNA. The record is from the annotation of a GenBank genome assembly. Lineage: Eukaryota; Metazoa; Cnidaria; Anthozoa; Scleractinia; Poritidae.